Messenger RNA from Penicillium antarcticum, 339 nucleotides. RefSeq lists its product as uncharacterized. The record is from RefSeq and is a predicted model, not a curated record. The transcript has a single exon. Bases 1 to 339 code for a protein of 112 amino acids. Lineage: Eukaryota; Fungi; Ascomycota; Eurotiomycetes; Eurotiales; Aspergillaceae.
AUGAUGUCUAUUUCCAGCGACAGCUCCAAGGUUAUCACUGCUGGUGCCAUCCUCGAGGAGUUUGUGCAAAAUUUGCCUGCUCCAGGACCCACGACUGGAGGUGUGGUUCGAUCCGAGCAACAAGUUCCACCUGCACCUACCGCGGGCUUCGAUGAUAGUAUGGUCAUAGGGCUUCUGCGUGACAUGGAAGGAAAUGACGAGACUGAGAACCCAGAGGAUGCUGAAGUUUCCGCAGUACGUCCGGCAUCACCCUUUGCCGAAGGUGAUGGACAUGAGUCUUCGGACAGCGAAAAUGACCCUGACUUAUGUGCGUUUGAGAGGGAGUUGCAGAUGUCCUGA